Messenger RNA from Entelurus aequoreus (snake pipefish), 1821 nucleotides. RefSeq names its product glucose-6-phosphatase 3-like. Gene Ontology annotation, molecular function: glucose-6-phosphatase activity. Gene Ontology annotation, cellular component: membrane. Gene Ontology annotation, biological process: glucose 6-phosphate metabolic process; gluconeogenesis. The transcript is spliced from 6 exons. The coding region runs from base 652 to 1701 and encodes 349 amino acids. The record is from RefSeq and is a predicted model, not a curated record. Lineage: Eukaryota; Metazoa; Chordata; Actinopteri; Syngnathiformes; Syngnathidae.
GCGUUAGCUCGCUAGCUAGCCUCGCACAGCCAUGAUGCCUGCCGUCGCCAGAUAGUGAUCCGUGUCGAGGACCGAGGGCGCACUAUUUGGCACGUCCUCGGCUCGGCCCUGGCAAGCGGGCCGAAGCCGAGCCGGGAAGCCGUCCGCCGCCCGGCCCCUCCUGGGCCAGGGCUGGACAAAAGGAUACUCAGGGUUAACAUCUUGGACUGGUAGUCGAAGGCCACCACCUCCCCCUGCAGACGCUGGCCCAAGCAGGUGAGGCAGGAGACAUGGCUCCCGACGCUGAAAUACUCCCCCGGUCCAGGAGCCGCCAUCUUCUCCGCCAGCAAAGCCGGAGUGCGUGCCUUACGUCAAGUGCGGAGCGCGACGUGAUGACGUAAUGACGUACUGGAAAGGGGGUUGGCGCGUCGACGUCCUCCCCAGUGAUGAUUUCUCAACUCCGAUUUUAAAAAAAACAACAAAAAAACGCUCUGCUCCGUCAUUCCGUUACAUUUCCGCCACAAAGUUCUUUGUAAUGAACACGUUACAUUACGUUACAUCAUGGCGGGGCCGUGACGUUGCUGUUGUCGGCCAUUUGACGAGCGCCCUCUGGUGGACGUGGCGCGGGGGGUGAGUCUUUUUACACGCACACACACGCACACGCACGCAGGGAUGAUGGAGCGCAUCCACACGGUGGGAAUAUGGAUGGCGGAGAGUCUCCAGCGGGAAACGGGAAGCUUGGAGGGCCUGUGGUUGUUCGCCACCCACGCCGGGAACCCCAAGGCGGCCUUCCUGCUGCUCUUCCCCCUCGCCGACUUCUUCAGCCGGCGAGCCGGCGUGGCGGUGCUGUGGGUCGGCGCCCUGGCGGACUGGCUCAACCUGACGCUCAAAUGGGUGAUGUUCGGAGAAAGGCCGUAUUGGUGGAUCGGCGAGUCCCGAGUCUUCCUGGCCGAGCAGCCCCGGGUCCAGCAGUUCUCGGCCACCUGUGAAAAUGGCGCCGGAAGUCCCUCGGGGCACGCCAUGGCGACGGCGGCAGUGGGGUGGGUGGUGGCGUCCUCGCUGGCCUCCUUCCUGUCCCGCCGUACCCGCAGCUGGCCUCUGACCCGGGCUCCUUACCUGCUCUAUGCCGCCUUCCUGCUCGCCGUCUGCCUUUCCAGAGUCUUCCUUCUGGCCCACUUCCCGCACCAGGUGCUCUCUGGGGCCCUCGUAGGUCUUUUGGUGGGGAGCCUUCUGAACCGCAGGGUGCCAGAAGGCCGCCGCCUCUUUUUCUUCUUCAGCCUCAGCGCCGCAUUGAUGGGCGGCGCCCUGAUGCUGUACGCCGGUCUGCAGCAGCUGGGGGUCGACCUCUCCUGGUCUUUAAGUUUGGCUCACAAGUGGUGCCAGCGUGCCGACUGGGUCCGCCCCGACAUGUCCUCCUUCACGUCUCUGACCCGGGACUGCGGGACCCUCCUGGGCCUGGGCCUGGCCGAGUACUGGAAGCCCGGCGGCUGGUCUCUGCCCCGGACCUGGCGGGCCUUGUCCCUGGCCCUGUCCUCCGCCGGCUUGUACCUGGUCCACCGCCUGCCCACGCCCGUGCGACCGCCGGCGCUCUUCUACUCGCUGGUCUUCGUCAAGUUCGCCCUGGUUCCUCAGAUAGUGAUGGCGCUGGUGCCGGGUCUGGUGCACCUUGUGACGCUGGUGCCGGGUCUGGUGCACCUUGUGACGCGCCGGAAGAGAGACUAGUCCGCCGGGUCCGGCCGGGGCUUCUACUUGAAACAGAAUGUCGAACUCCGGAGGGUCGUUGAAAUGUCGGAGAAUGUUUUCAGAAUAAAAGCAUCUUGUACAACUCAACUAUAAGUUAUG